AUGGGUGAGCCACCCAAAAAGAGACCCAAGCUCAGGGAUCGAGGGCCCUACACCGGGGAGGAGCGCGCGGCCGCCUCCGAGAUGGAGCGCAAGCUGAUGGAGCUGGCGGACCUCGUGACGAACCGGCCUAAUGGAGCCGAACUUUUCCAUCAGCAGAAAGAAGCCUGCAUGGACUUGGCUUCCACUAAAGCCCCAGGCCUCGUGGAGAAGCUGAAGUGCUUGCCCUUCCGAGCAAACACCAAGGGCAUGCACGGCGGAGCCCUCGACAAGAUCAUUGCAGAACUGAAGGCCGGGGUGCCCCAGCGGCCGGAGGCAGCGCAGGAUGCAGCGAGGCAUCCCGACCCGCAGCCUGACGAGCCUGGCGCGGGCAAGCGCAAGCUGCCAAAGGCAGCAGCGAAGUGUCAAGCAAAAGGCAAAGCGCAACCACGACUUCGGGGUGCGCAGAGGCAAGCGGUGGCAGAAGCAGAGCCAGAGGCUGUUCCGGCGGAUCCGCCAGCACCAGCUGCGCCAGCUCAAGCGAGGAUUUCUCCAGCUUCAGGGGGUGCGAAGCAAGCAGAGUUGAGCAGUUACUUCAAGUGCAAAGCGGUGGAUGCGGUGGCCACUGCAGCGGCGCCUCCAGAAGCACCAGACACUGCUGCCUCGGCUGGCCGAAGUGGCAUCGACCUUGAAAGUCAUUACAGGGAGUUGCAGCUCCAGCCCGGAGCAUCCUUGCGAGAGAUCAACAGCGCCUAUCGCCGCAGAGCGCUGCAGACUCACCCUGACAAGGGGGGCUCCUCAGCCUUGUUCGCCCAAGUCCAAGCCGCCUACGUGGCCCUGACAGAUUCUCUGCGUAAGGCUGAAGAAGAAAGCAGUUUGACCGAGUGCUCGGACCGGCUCUUCGCAGCACUCUUGCUGCGCGGGGAGUGCCCUGCCGACGAGCUGAAGCUCUACAAGGUCGAAGUUCUCAGGAAGUUCAAGCUUGCUCUGCAGGGAAUGUGCAAGCAGCAAGUUCCCUCCGCUCCGGAUGAGUUUGAGGAAACCACCAACCGGGGCCUCUCGCGACAACGAACUGGCUUUUCGGUUGAUGUGAGCUGGCGAUCGUUCAGGAUGAGAGCCACCCACAUCCCGACCCUCGAGCAAGCUCUGGCAAUACAUGUCGCCGCCGUGAACACGCGACAACGAGCGCUUGCACGCUACACACAGUAUCUAGAGCGCAGAAAGGCGGCGACCGGGAAUCUGCAAAAGCCUGCGGAGGAGGUACAUCCUUUGGAAAGGCAAGAGCUGGAGGCCUUGAUGGCCGAAGCCCCUUGGACAUUCCAGUUCGCGUCCGAUGUGCACGGCAAGAUCAGGGUGAUGUCCCCGUGGACGCCCAGCUUGGCAUCGGCACUCGAAUUUCGAGGCCUGAUAUACGCGGCCAUUAGUGCGGCGAAAUCGGGCAACACGACACGGAUCGCUACGCUGAAGAAGCAGAUGGCGAAAGAAGCAGCCCAGCACAGAGAGGAUGCCCCAACAGCUCGAGCUGCUCUCCUUGAGGCAAUCGAUCAGUGCAUUGAGGCAGAGCCGGCGAAGACGAGCAGAGCCCUUCCGCAGCAGAUGAAAGCCAUCGAGGAUGACCGACCCUUCGCCUCUCAAGGCAGAUCCCUCAGCAUCGAGGAGCCCCAGUCACCCAAUUCACGUGCAGAAGUGAGCUCCUUCGUGGAGUUUCCUGUGGAGCUUGACGAGCAGAGUGCCAAGGCCGCGUUGCAGUCCAACACUGAAGCGAUCUUCAACUUGCUCAACAAUGCAUUGGGCGUGUCGCUGCUAGCAGUCGGCUGGGUUUGCUCGGAGGUGGGCCUGGUGCUGGGUCUCGCCUUAUAUGCUGGAUCGAACUUCCUGAACAGAUACACCCUCCACUUGCUCUAUCGUUCCUGCCAGCUGGCGAAGGUCAAAGUGUCUUACCCCGACGUUGGGCAAUGGUGCUUCGGGCCCGCCGGCUUCAGCAUCAUUGCCACGUUCAUGACCAUCCAGAUGUGCUGCUCCUGCACUGCCUAUGCAGUGACAGUCGCGGACGUCCUGGCAGACACGUUCGAGUGGCAGCAGGAGAGGAAGAAAGCUGCUGCGGUGGGGUUUCUUCUGCUGGUGCCGUUUACCUUCAUCAGGUCACUGAAGAGGAUAGCGGUCCUAUCCUCGGUGGCAACAUUUGCUUGCGUGAUCCAGAUGCUGGCCAUAGCAAUUCCAUGCUAUGCUGACGUUCUGAAGGGUGACACCUUCGUGGAGCACAUGGGUCGAGAGCCCGGAAAGCUGCUGUAUUAUACCUUGGACCCGUCGAAGCUCAUCAAGGUGCUGCCGGUGAUUCUUCUGGCGUACUCUACCCAGGCGUCGUCUCCCAUCAUCUUGGCAUCUAUGCAGGAUAACUCGUGGGAGAACGUUCGGCGAGUCACUGGAUUGGUGUACUUUCUCCUUUACGUAAUCUCAGCAAUCUUCGGGCACUCGGUGUAUCUGCGGUAUUCGGACCUCUGCACCAACAGCGCGCUGACAACGAUAGGUCAGCGUCCUGUCGAUCAGGUGGCCCGAUGGUGCGGCUUCGUUCUGGUGUUCAUUUCCUACAUCUUCAUGAUGUUCCCGGUUCGGAACGUGCUAAUGUCAGCUUGCCUGCGGAAGGAUGAGCUGCGUCACGAGGCACCGUACCCUGUGUUUGCCGCUUUAUCCGUGGGCCUCAGCCUGUUCUUGUCGAUGCUCUCGGUGGUCGCCCAAGCACUUGGAGGCCUCGAGUACUGUUUACGUUUCGGCGGUGGCUGCUGUGCAACCUUGAUGGCCAUGGUGUUCCCUCCACUUCUCUUCGUGCGAACCCGGGCGGAGCGCGGCUGGGACGCGCGCGUCGUCUGCGGGAGCCGGGGAGGCUUGGCCAUGAUCUUGGCCAUCGGCACCUCCGUUUGGAUUCUGAGCAAUACGAAGUUGGUCGAGGAUAUACUGGAGACGAUCCACACCCCGAAGAAUCAGACCCAGGAUAAUCUGACCACAAAUGGCCUGCUCCACCGACUCUACGAGGAAAACGCCAAGAUGAAGGUCCAUCAGGACAAAUUGCGGCUGGACCUUGAGAGAGCCGAAGAAAAAAACGCUGCGCUCACCAACACAAACAGCGAUCUGGUCCAAGAGCUUCCCGGUUGUUGCAGGGGGAAGAUUGCAGUCAUGACCUGCCCUUUGAGUGUCGACUCCGGACUCUCUGAGUUUACCCUCCGCUGCCUGGUCACCAUCGUGUGGUCCUACGCUACCUUCAGGCAGAAGGAGGAAGCGCUUUUUCAGUCCAUCGGCGACCACCUGAUUUCCCAGGUCCACACUGCCAACUGCGGUGAGCUGGCCAACACAGCUUGGGCCUAUGGCCUCCUCCAGAUUCAGCACGAGAGGCUGUUUCAGGAGCUGGCAAGACGUGCGACCGUCCGUUUGCAAGAUUUCAAACAACAGGAGGUGGCCGGCAUCAUGUGGGGGUUUGCAGCCAACAACUUUUUCCAAGCGGCGUUCUUCAACAAUGCGUCCUUGGCAGCGCAGCGAUUAGUGCUCACCCCACAGCAGCUGACGAACAUUCUGUGGGCUUUGACCCGCAGGAAAUGCAGGCAGAGCUCAUUGCAAUCAGCGGUGAUGGCGCUGCUGCCGGCGGCUACCCGUCAACUUGACAGGUUCAGCAUGCCAGAGAUUGCGAUAUGCUCUUUGGCUGCUGCAAAGGUGGCGAAAAAUAUGGAAAGCAGCGGCAAAGGAGGUGGCCCCAAAAUAUCCAAUGCUGUCGACUUCUGCACUGCCGCCAUGCAGCAGGCCUUGAGCCGGCUUUCUGAGCUCUCCAACCAGCUGCUGGUGAACCUGGCAGCGGCCUUCCUGCUCGUCGGUGCUCCCGGUGCGGUCGUCGUGCUGGCUGCCGUAGGCCGCGAGGCUUUAGAUCGGAUGCAGAUGCUGGAGAACACUGUGCUGCUCCACCUCAUCAGGGUUUUCUCCAUAGACCUGGCCAAGCUGCAGCCUCCAGCCUUGCUGGAAGGCGCCUGCCAGGGGAUGUUCCGCGCCCUCUUCGCCGAGGCGGCUCGGCGUAUGGACUCGCUGAAGCCGAGGGAGAUGCAAAGCCUAUCUCUCCUUUGUGCACAACCGCUGGGUCUUACUGACGCUGGCGACAUGAGCGCGGGAGAUUUGAGAAGUUGCUGCUUCGCGCUCGCCACCACAGGUAAUGGAGCGCAUCAGCCCCUCUCCCUCCUGGACGAGCUCGUAGAGGGUCCUCCCAGCGAGGAGCUCUUUGUGACCGGACUUCCGAUGGACUGCAGCAGUGUCCAGGCCAAGCAGAUAUUCAAGCAGUACGGCGGCGUGAAGCAAGCGAAUGUUCUGCCGGUGGCUGCUGGCAAGACGGCCGCUGCGGCUUUCGUCAUCAUGGAAUCUGUGGAAGAUGCCAGGUGGGUCGUGGAGCAUGUGAAUGGCAACGUCCCUCAGGGCUUGGCAAACCCGGUGACUGUGGCCUUCGCGACCCCAAGAGGUGACCGCAAGGGUGGGAAAGGAAUGAAGGGAGGAAUGGGAGGCAUGAAGGGCAUGCCUCCGGAGAUGAUGCAAAUGAUGACCAUGAUGAUGUCCGCCAUGGGCAAGGGUGGAGGAGGAAGCGGCGGAGGUGGUUGGGGGAGCGAGGGCGAUGUGGGUUGGGGUGGCGCAGGUGCCGGUGGCUGGGGUGACGCAGGUGGCUGGGGCGGCGGCUCCAAAGGCUAUGACAGUUACAAAGGCGGCGGCAAGGGGUUUGGCGACGACCACGAGGUGUUCUGGGAUCCGGAUCCCGUGGAGGUUCCCAAGCAGACCCCGUCGGCCGCCAGCAAUGCUCCGGCCGCGGCAGCCUUUCCAACCGGCGUGGCAGUGGGUGUCUUUGCACCCCCGACAGGGCCCAUGGGCGCUUGGCCUGCGGGUCACGAGCCCCCAAGGCCGGAAAUGGGGGCUGCCUUCCCUGGGUGGUUUGCCCCUGGCCAACAGCCAGGCAUGGUGCGGCCGUUUCCUUGCGGCUACCCCAGCCAGGACGCGCCGAGUGGAAGCCCCGCCCCUCAGACGCAGGGUGCGCCGAUGGCUCCAGGCCAGGCAGGCCAGCAAGCCAGCAGGCCCAGCGCCGAUCUCCAAGCAGCCGAGACGGCCGCGCGGGGUGAGAACAAGGUGAUGUACUCGGUGAAGAACACGUUCCUUCACAUCGACGAGCCCGAAGAGCAGGAGGAAGAUCCGCAGCUGGGGGCUUCGGGGCCCUGGGCCUCGGAGGAGGGUUUGGGCGAGCCGCUGCCGUUCCUGCCCAAGGACAUCGAACUGACCGAACUGCAAGCGUUCCGUGCCGACUACAUGAAGUUUCGCGCUGGUCAGGCCACCGGCGCGCGUGGAGAGAUCCAGGACGUACCUGAGGUCCCUCUGGCUUCCGAGUCCACUAUUGGAGCCCUGGACCUCCAGCAGUCAGGGCAGUACCCGGUCCCCUUUGCCGGCCAGCCGAUGCCAGAAGGGUGA
Messenger RNA from Symbiodinium sp. CCMP2456, 5454 nucleotides. NCBI's taxonomy places the organism in Eukaryota, Dinophyceae, Suessiales, Symbiodiniaceae. The record is from the annotation of a GenBank genome assembly.